This is a messenger RNA of Carcharodon carcharias (great white shark), 5193 nucleotides long. Its product is annotated as filamin-A-interacting protein 1-like. The record is from RefSeq and is a predicted model, not a curated record. NCBI's taxonomy places the organism in Eukaryota, Metazoa, Chordata, Chondrichthyes, Lamniformes, Lamnidae. Bases 448 to 4113 code for a protein of 1221 amino acids. The transcript is spliced from 7 exons.
UUUCAGCUGUUGACAGGCUUGACUUGUUGAGAACACUGGUUAAAUAUAACUCAGGGGAACUGAUUUCUGCAUAGCCACCAGUGUCACAGUAUCUGAGGGCUGUAUCAACACCGGCAGAGGAAACACAGCAGUGAGACAUUAAACAGGAGAGCCACAGACUUCAUUGUCCAAACACUAACAGUUUCUAAUCUGGAGCCCAUGUGGACCUUUUAUGGUGGCCAGUUUGUCUGAAAGAAGAAACAUACUGUCAUCCUGUUCUUCAUUUUUCCUGCAUGAUCUCAGCAGAUGGUGGGUCAAGAGCAUUAAGGAACUCAUCUUCAUCUGUUCUAUACUGUGGAAAUGUUUGCUUGAUCUAUUAGAUUAUGGAACAAUCAUAUCUCUAGCCACUGACCUUGUGUGCCCUAUUAAAUCUGUUCUGUGCCUCGAUAGCACCAAUCUCAGGUUGGGAUGAGGUCUCGUAGCAGUGGAGAAUCUCCAUCCCAUGGACGUACAUCCAGCGAUAACAGCCAUGAAGAUGAGGAAAGCACUUUUAUAGGCAGCAAAAAGAAGAAGAAAACUCACCGUCAAAAUACUGGAGAGAAGUUAGUGGGGAUGUCAAGGCCUGUAAAGAAGCAGCAGAAAUCUUUUGAAGAAAGUGAGCAAAGAAAGAAGUUACUGGAGCUCUCCAAAGAUGACCUACUGCGUUUGCUCAGUGUAAUGGAAGGUGAAAUAGAGGCGCGAGAGGAUGUUAUUCACUUGCUGAAGUCGAACAAGAUUAAUCCAGAGUCUCUGGAGGCAUACUAUGGUCUGGCUGCUCCUGAAAAGAUUCUGCAGACAUUGUACAGGGAUGCCAGUCAAGCCCAGGAAAAGAAGCCAGGGGAAGAUGUUUAUGAGAAGCCAAUGGCAGAGUUGGAUUUGCUGGUGGAGAAGCACAGAGAGACAUAUCGGCAUAUGUUGGAGCAAUUACUUCUGGCUGAAAAGUGUCACAGGCAUACUGUGUAUGAAUUGGAAAAUGAAAAACACAAGCACACAGAUUACAUGAACAAGAGUGAUGACUUCACCAACCUCCUUGAGCAGGAUCGAGAGAGAUUGAAGAAAUUACUUGAACAAGAAAAAUCCUACCAGGCUCGGAAGGAGAAGGAGAAUAACAAGCGACUAGGCAAAGUACAAGAGGAGCUGGGAAAGUUGAAAUCAUUUGCACUGAUGCUGGUGGACGAACGACAGAUUCACAUUGAACAGCUUGGCCAGCAAGCACAGAAGGUGCAGGAGCUUGUGCAGAAACUCCAGGAGGAGGAAGAGAGAUUCCGAAACCUUGACGAGAGAGCAAGGGAGGAGGCUCAGAAAGUAAUCCAGCUUGAGGCAGAACUUGGGCACAAGUCUGCCAAGUCUUUGCAAGAGCAUGAUGAAAUGACGGCCAAACUAGCCACCCAAGAAUCUCAGAACCGCCAGUUACGGCAAAAGCUGUCCGGUCUGAACCGCCGACUUGAAGAGCUGGAGGAAGCCAACAAAAGUCUACAGAAAGCUGAGGAGGAGCUUCAGGAAUUGCGGGUUAAAAUUAGCCAUGGGGAGUGUGGCAAUUCCAGCCUCAUGGCUGAGGUGGAAAACCUGAGGAAGCGGAUACUUGAGAUGGAGGGUAAGGAUGAGGAGAUAACUAAGGCAGAAGAUCAGGGCAAAGAUUUGAAGAAAAGAUUGAAAGAGGAAGAACUCCAGAGUAGGAACUUGAAACUGGAAGUGGAAAAACUGCAGAAAAGAAUGGUUGAUCUAGAAAAACUGGAAGGUGCUUUUAAUAAAAGCAAAUCAGAAUGUUCCCAACUGCAUGUUAGUUUGGAUAAAGAGAAGAACCUGACCAAAGACUUGAUCAAUGAGUUAGAAUUGGUGAAAGGCCGAGUGAAAGAACUCGAAUCGUCAGAAGCUAGACUGGGGAAAAGUGAAUUCAUCUUGAAAGAUGACUUGACCAAGUUGAAGUCUUUUACUGUGAUGUUGGUGGAUGAGAGGAGAGGUGUGGCAGACAAGUUAAAUCAGGAAGAGCAAAAAGUUAAUGACCUUAAUAACAAGCUGAAGCAGGAACAAAGUAAAACAACACAGGUAACAGAGAAGCUGAUAGAAGAGAGCAAGAAGCUUCUGAAAUUGAAAUCGGAGAUGGAGGAGAAAGUAUCCACUCUUCUGAAUGAAAGGGAUGAACUGAAGGUGAAACUCAAAGACGAACAGCUAAAGUCAAAUGAUCUGAACUUUAGAGUUGGUUUGUUGAAGAAGAGGCUUGACCGUGUAGAAGAGGUGGAAAGUGAUGCACUUCGAAAUAAAGCCAAGAAAGAACUUGAAAAACUUUCAGGAGAUGCUCGGCUGGACGAUAACAAAAUUAAAGAGCUCACACUGGAAAUAGAGCAAUUGAAGUCUCGACUGAAGCAGUUGGAGGUGGUUGAAGGUGACCUGAUGAAGACUGAGGAUGAGUAUGACCAGCUUGAGCGCAAGUUCAAGAACGAACAAGACAAGGCAAACCUCCUAAGCCAACAGCUGGAAGAAAUCAAAAAGCAGAUGACCAAAGGCAAGGCAAUGGAGAAAAGUGAAAGCCUGAGCCAGGAGGCUGAGGCUCUGAAUCGGUUGCAAGUUGAAGAGGCUAAAACUCGAGAGCUGGUCGCAGAGGUCCAGGCACUGAAGGAGAAAAUUCAUGAACUGAUGAACAAGGAAGACCAGCUUUCCCAGCUGCAGGCUGAUUAUUCAGUUCUCCGGAAAAAAUUCCAACAAGAAGAAAGCAAAAACAAAGACAUGGACCAAGAGCUUGUGAGCUUGGCAAAGGAGCUGGAGCUGUCUAAACGGUACAGUCGGGCACUCAGGCCAUGCAUGAAUGGUAGAAGAAUGAUGGAUAUCCCAGUGACAUCCACUGCUAUACAGACCGACGGCCCAACCAAUGGCAUGGGAGAGGAAGACAAUCCCGCUGUAUUUAUACGGAAAUCCGUACAAGAAGAAAACCAUCUGAUGAGCAAUCUCCGGCAAGGGGGGCUUAAGAAGCCCCUGGAGCGACCCUCUGUGUUGGAGCGGUAUCCACCAGCUGCAAAUGAGUUAAAUCUUAGGAGAUCCUGGAUUCCCUGGAUGAAGAAGAAGGAAAACGGACAACACAAUGGGCCUGAGAAACCUACCCAAGCAAAUGGUAAUCCCAGCCGAGCUCGGGAGGUGAUACUGUCACAGAAACAGGGACAGCCCCUACAUAUUCGGGUCACUCCCGACCAUGGGAAUAGCACAGCCACUCUCGAAAUCACCAGCCCAUCUACCGAAGACUUCUUCUCCAAUACCACUGUCAUUCCCACCCUGGGACACCAGAAACCUCGAAUCACUAUCCUCCCUACACCUGUUGUGGCAUCCCCGAAGAACAAAGUCUCUGAAAAUUCCUUGUCCCCAGAACGUGCAGCCUCACCUGUUACAAUCACCACAUUUUCCAGAGCAAAAUCCCCUCCAGAGAGAGGUAAGGCUGCUUUCCUGGAUAGAUGUGCCUCCCCGGAAAGAUCUGCCUCCCCCAUUCAUAUUAUGACUGUGUCCACAUCGGCAGCCCCCGACCGUUCAGUAUCUCCAGAAUCCCAGGAUCUAGCUAUGGGGCGAGCAGUCUUCAAAGUUACUCCUGAGAAACAAACGGCGCCAUCGCCAACGAGAAAGUAUAGUCCAAAUGCAAACAUCAUAACGACCGAAGAUAACAAAAUUCACAUCCACCUGGGCAGCCAGUUUAAAAGGCCAGGGAGCAGCUACACUGAGGAAGCCAGUUCUUUGAUAACUGUUCGGCCUUUGUCUGUUACUGGCGAGAACAAAGAAAUAACAAUGGGAACUGUUCUACGCUGUCCUCGUAAUUGCAGCCCCCCGAAAAACUCACCAAACAAAAUGACCAGCAGCAUCACUAUAACUCCAGCCAGUACUACGUCCACAAAAACUACACAGUCAGUGGCAGCACAGGAGGGGUCAGCACAGCGGCCCACACCUACCCGCAUCCCCAUGUCAAAAGGUAUGAAAGCAGGAAAACCAGUCGUGCCAGCCGUUGGAGCAGGAGGUGUGGCAAAAUAUGAAUCUCGUGCUGAGAGCCAAUUAAUGAGAAUUGAACUGAAGAAGUCUCCAGUCAGCAGUUCUGCCUCUUCAGCUGGGGGGAAGGGCUGAGGAUGGAGAUCUUGGGGAGAGCGUAGUCAUUCAUCCGGUGCAGAUGACAUCAGCAUGAUGGCCCUCUAACUGAUGGGAGUGUCCCGUUGCUGCCUGCGAUUUUAUUGCACUGCAUUUCUGCUGGCUGAAUGAAGCAUUGCCCUAGGUUGCACCCUCCAAGGCUCUGACUCUAGUCUUGUACGCUACUGACCACUGAAAGACACUGUAAUCAUAACUUGUAUAUUUUUUGAAGAAAUUCAAGAUUUUAUUAUGGGUUUUACAUGAUGCAUAUAGAACUAAUCCAUCAUUUCUCCCCUAUAGUGAGAAAAGAGGAACAGAGGCACUGUGUCAAGGUUUGCCUCAAUAGAUUAGUUCCAUUAAGGGGGAAGUUUAUUUUAAAAAAAAGUCCUCUUAAUUUGUACAUGGCAAAUGGUGCCAUAGGCUGAUGUCAUCACGACACAUUGAUCCAUUCUUCUCCCUCUAGGGUAGGCAUAACAGUGCCACUUUAAAACACAUAUACAGGAAUAAAUAGCAGAUCUGUUAAUCUGAUCUAACCACAUUCAGAAGCCAUGAAAAUUAUUUUCUACAUAAAUUGAACCAUAAUUUACCUUUUUAAUUCAGGCAUUCAAUGUGAAUCAUUUUGAUUCAGCAACGAAACUUUAGUCUCAACCUAAAAAAAAAUGUUCUUUUUCCCCUUAAAUUCUGGAAUUCCUUUUUGAAUUUGAAAUUUUAGAACAAGAUAGUUGAUUUUAAGGACUUCUUUUUUUAAAAAAACCUAUUUCCUAGUUCGUAGUGGUGAUUCUGGACUUGAAAUUGUGGUCAGAUUAGCUAGGUUGGCACUGUCCUGCCUGGUUUUGUUCCUCUAACAGAGUUAUACUGAAAAGUUAUCUACCAGUGUGUUGAGAUUAGUCAUUAUGACAGCCAGUUUUAAAAUGACAUAAGUGUCCCUUGUUCUCCAAGCCAUGGUGCUGCCUUAUCUUGAGGAAUUAUUUAUGAAUAUGUUGCACAUCUUACACUCUGGUUUUAAAAAUCUACAAUACACUGUCUGAUUGCAAGUGCAAUUCCAAGUUUUAAAAAAUUAAAGCCUGUAUAUUUAAUUCA